GAAGGACUCCGAGGGGACGCCCGCGAUGGAGACGGUGACCUUCAAGGACGUGGCUGUGAACUUCUCGAAGGAGGAGUGGGCUCUGCUGGAUCCAAGUCAAAAGAAGCUCUACAGAGAUGUGAUGUGGGAGACAUUUAGGAACCUGGCUGCCGUAGGGAGGAGCUCAGGUGACCGGCACGUUGAUGAUAAGGACGGGAAAUGCGGGAAACAGCUCAGAAGGAUCCUGGCCGGUCAUUCAUCAGCACGAGGGCCCAUGAUUGCUAACACUGCAGUCAAACCAUAUCAAGAGCAGGGAUUCCAAGAGAAGCUGUUUGCCUCCAACAAGCUUAGAAAAGCCUGCACCACACUCCAGUCCCUUCAGAAAUAUGCAAACACAAGUCCUCAGGAGAAGGUCCAUGAACAUAUGCUAUGUGCAAAACCAUACUCUGAUGUCCCCGAAGAAAGUACCAUCACAGAAAACCCGGAUGACAAUUCAUUCAUUACAGCCAAGAAUGUCAAAAUCAGGGAAAGUGGUCACCUUGAAGUGGAUUUGUAUCCACGUGUACCACACAGAAGUUUUAAUUCUCCCUCCAAUGUUGAGGCACAUGAAAAAGCUCACCGUGGAGAAAAUGCCCAUGUACGUAAAAACGACAGAAAAUCCUUCACUACCAAUUCAAUGGGUGACCUUCAAAGUGAUACUGAGCAGAAAACUUAUGUAUGUAAGCAGUGUGGGAUAGCUUUCACUGCAAGCCGUAAGUGUCAAAGACAUGAAAGAAUUCACACUGGGGAGAAACCAUAUAAAUGUAAGCACUGUGACAAAGUUUUCAAUGACCCUGGUAAUUGUCAAAGGCAUGAACGGACUCACACUGGGAAGAAACCCUACGUGUGUAAGCAGUGUGCGACAAGUUUUGGUGAACUUCGUGCCUGUCAAAGGCAUGAAAAGACUCACAGUGAGGAGAAACCGUAUGCAUGUAAGCAUUGUGGCAAAACUUUCAACAGACUAGAUAAUUGGCAAAUCCAUGAGCGGACUCACACUGGGGAGAAGCCCUACCCAUGUAAGACAUGUGGGAAAGCGUUUGUCACACAUCAUAGAUGCCAAAUGCAUGAACGAAUUCACACUGGAGAGAAACCCUAUGCGUGUAAACAAUGUGGCAAAGCUUUCCUUGAACGUCACGCUUGUCAAAGGCAUGAACGGACACACAGUGGUGAGAAACCUUAUGUAUGUAAGCUAUGUGGGAAAGCUUUCAGCAGCAAAGUCGGUUGGAAGUCACAUGAAAGGAAUCACACAGAGAAACCCUAUGUAAGCGAACAGUGUGGGAAGGAUUUCAGCACACCUCAGUCCUGUCAGCAGCCUGAAUGUGCUCAAACACCGAAGAAACCCUAUGUUUGUAAGCACUGUGGCAAAGCCUUCAGCAGAAAGGACAAAAGGGAAAUGCAUGUGCGGAGUCACACCGGGGAGAGACCCUAUACGUGUAAGACAUGUGGGAAGGCUUUCAGCACACAGCAUACAUGUCAAAUACAUGAGAGAAUUCACACCGGGGACAAACCCUUUGCAUGUAAGCAGUGUGGCAAAGCAUUCGUCACGUGUGAUGCAUGUCAGAGGCAUGCACGAACUCAUACUGGGGAGAAGCCCUACGUAUGUAAGCAGUGUGGCAAAGCUUUCAGCGAUCGUGCUGGUUGCCAAAAGCACGAGCGGACUCACACGGGGGAGAAACCCUACGUAUGUAAGCAGUGUGGCAAAGCAUUCAAUAGCAGAUACAGUUGGCGAAUGCAUGAACGGACUCACACUGGAGAAAAGCCCUAUGAAUGUAAGCACUGUGGCAAAACUUUCAUCAGAAUGGAUAAUUGGCGUGUUCAUGAACGGAAUCACACUGGGGAGAAGCCGUAUGUAUGUAUCCAUUGUGGGAAAGCGUUUGUUAUACGCAGGGAUUGUGAAACACACAUGCGGAGUCACACAGGGGAGAAACCCUUUGCAUGUCAGCAUUGUGGGAAAGCUUUCACUACACGUCGUUUUUGUCAACUGCAUGAAUGUACUCACACUGGAGAGAAGCCUUACACAUGUGUACAAUGUGGGAAAGCUUUCAGCAGCAAAGUAGCCUGGCAGAGACACGAACGGAUUCACACUGAGGAGAAACCCUAUGUAUGUAAGCAAUGUGGACGAAGCUUUAGGACACAUUAUAGGUAUGAAACACAUGAAAAAAUUCACAGUGGUGUGCGACCCUAUGCAUGUAAGCAGUGUGGAAAAACCUUCAUCACACGUCACAGGCGUAAGACCCAUGAAAGAAUCCACACCGGGGAGAAACCCUAUGCAUGUAAGCAGUGUGGCAAAGCUUUCUACACACGUUGUGAUUGUCAAAGGCAUGAGCGGACUCACACUAGAGAGAAGCCCUAUGUGUGUAAGGAAUGUGGCAAAGCUUUCAGCAACAAAUCCAGCUGGCAGAUUCAUGAGAAAAGUCACACUGGGGAAAAGCCCUAUGUGUGUAAGGAAUGUGGGAAGGCUUUCGUCACAAAUCGCAGAUGUAAAAUUCAUGAAAGAAUUCACACUGUGGAGAAGUCCCGCGUGUGUAAGCAGUGUGGGAAAGCUUUCAUCACACAGCGUAGUUAUGAAGUACAUCAAAGAGCUCACACUGGGGAGAAACCCUAUGUGUGUAAACAGUGUGGGAAAGCUUUCAGUACCCAAGGUGUUCUUCAAAGGCAUGAACAGACCCACACUGGAGAGAAGCCCUAGGCAUGUAAGCAGUAUGGCAAAGCUUUCAGCACAAAGGACAGUUGGCGGAUUCAUGAUCGCACACAUAUGAUGGAAAAGCUGUGUAGCUGUGAGCAUUGUGGCAAGGCUUUCCUUUCAAGUGGCCUAUGUUGGAGGCACAUGCAGAGUCACACAUGGGAGAAACCCUAA
This is a messenger RNA of Octodon degus (degu), 2875 nucleotides long. RefSeq names its product zinc finger protein 709-like. Lineage: Eukaryota; Metazoa; Chordata; Mammalia; Rodentia; Octodontidae. The transcript is spliced from 4 exons. Gene Ontology annotation, biological process: regulation of DNA-templated transcription. The record is from RefSeq and is a predicted model, not a curated record.